AUGAGAGCUUUCAUCUUGGUAUCGUUGGCCGUUACGGUCGGAGUGGCAAUGGCCCGACCGGAACCUUACGGACACGGUGGUGGCGGCGUGGUCCAACCGGGACCGGCUGUGGAGUACACCUACCCGGCGGUUCCUCCGGCGGCCAAGUGUGGUCACAACCUGUUGAUCAGCUGUAAUCCGCACCAUACGGUGAUUCCUUGCAGUCAUGGUCAUGCUGGAGGAGGCCACGGAGCAGGAGGAGCAUAUCAUCAGGAGGUGCCGGCCGCGUCGGGACAUGACGAUCAGUACCGACACAAGAAGUGGCACAAGAAGAAGCAUCACAAGCAUCACCAUGGUCACCAUGGUCAUCAUUAUGGUCAUCACCGAGAUGCCAGCGAAAUGGGCGAACAGAUGGCGAUGGAUGAGGAGAUGCCAAUGGCGAUGAUGCAAUAG
Messenger RNA from Culex quinquefasciatus (southern house mosquito), 432 nucleotides. RefSeq names its product vitelline membrane protein 15a-1-like. NCBI's taxonomy places the organism in Eukaryota, Metazoa, Arthropoda, Insecta, Diptera, Culicidae. The record is from RefSeq and is a predicted model, not a curated record. Bases 1 to 432 code for a protein of 143 amino acids. The transcript has a single exon.